Molecule: messenger RNA, 2233 nt
Organism: Diceros bicornis minor
Lineage: Eukaryota; Metazoa; Chordata; Mammalia; Perissodactyla; Rhinocerotidae
Product: zinc finger protein 383-like
Exons: 4
Coding region: 177-1727 (516 amino acids)
Biological process (GO): regulation of DNA-templated transcription
Source: RefSeq, a predicted model, not a curated record
GGGGGUGCGGGUCUGUGGGGCGUGGGUGUGUGUACCCGCGCCUCGAGCGCCGUGCGGUCAGAUGCCGCCUCACAGGACGCGCCUCCCUGGGAGGCGGGAGCGGGCCGGCAGGUCCUCGAUGCUCGCCCCUUGUGAGUCCGCGGUUGGGCGUUGGGGUGGGGCUGGAGCUGAGGGUGAUGUCAAACCCGGUCGUUCGGACUCCAAGAAAAACCUGGCGUCUCACGAAUCCUUUCCGCUCCCCAGUUCCGCCUUCUCAAGAGGGGCGCCUGAAGGAGGACGGAAUGGCUGUAGCAUGUCUAGAAACCGCUUAUGAGAGGGUGGUGGUGUUCAGUGAUGUGACUGUGGAUUUCUCCCAGGAGGAGUGGGACUGCCUGGACUCUGUGCAGAGAGUUUUAUACAGAGACGUGAUGUUGGAGAACUACAGCAACCUAGUCUCAGUGGGACUUUCCAUUUCUAAGCCAGCUGUGAUCUCCUUACUGGAGCAAGGGCAGGAGCCCUGGACAGAUGACAGAGCACCAGCUAGAGGCCAGUGCUCAAAUCAAGCAUCAAAGUCUGUGACCAGGAAACCAUCUUUAAGGAAAAAAAUUAGUAAUGUAAAAACAUUCCAAUUGGAGUUAAUGGAAAGAAUUAGAAAGCCAAGUUCAAGUGUCAGAGAUGUUUGGGAGUAUAAAGAUCAGUUUGAGAGACAAAAGUCGCAUCAGGAGGCACAUUUAAGCCAAGUAAUAAUCACUCAUGAAGAUGUACCUGCUUUCAAACAGCAUGUAUCUCUUACUCUACAUAAAAAAAUUGAAAAUGAAGAGAAACCAUAUGAAUGUAAGGAAUGUGGGAAGACUUUUAGUCGUGGCUCACAACUUACUCAACACCAGAGAACUCAUACUGGUGAGAAACCCUAUGAAUGUAGGGAUUGUGGGAAGGCCUUUAGUUGUGGUUCAGCACUUACUAAACAUCAAAAAAUUCACACUGGUGAGAAACCUCAUGAAUGUAAGGAAUGUGGGAAACCUUUUAGUUGUGGCUCAGACCUUUUACGACAUAGAAGAAUUCAUACUGGUGAGAAACCCUAUGAAUGUAGACAAUGUGGGAAGGCUUUUAGUUGGAUCUCAUACUUUUCUCAACAUCAAAGAAUUCAUACCGGUGAGAAACCAUACGAAUGUAAGGAAUGUGGAAAGGCUUUUAGAACUAGCUCAUACCUUUCCCAACAUCAGAAAAUUCACACUGGUAAGAAACCAUAUGAAUGUAAGGAAUGUGGAAAGACAUUUUGUUGGAGCUCCUAUCUUACCAAACAUCAGAGAAUUCAUACUGGUGAGAAACCCUAUGAAUGUGUGGAAUGUGGGAAGGCCUUUAAUAAGAAAUCAAAACUUGUUCAGCAUCAGAGAAUUCAUACUGGUGAGAAACCUUAUGAAUGUAAAGAAUGUGGAAAGGCCUUUACUAGGAGUUCAAGCGUUAUUCAACAUGAGAGAAUUCAUACUGGUGAGAAACCCUAUGAAUGUAAGGAUUGUGGAAAGACCUUUAGUUGUAGCUCAUACCUUUCUCAACAUCAGAGAUUUCACACUGGUAAAAAGCCCUAUGAAUGUAAAGAAUGUGGGAAGGCAUUUAGCUAUCGCUCAAACUUCACUGUACAUAAGAAAAUGCAUACAGGUGAGAAACCCUAUGAAUGCAAGAACUGUGGCAAGGCCUUCACUAGGAGCUCAAGCUUUAUUCAACAUCAGAGAAUUCAUAAUGUUGAUUAACCCAAUGAUUGAAAGGACUGUGUAGAAGACCUUUUCUUGGUUCUGAGUCUACAUAACUGAAGAGAAUACAAACAGUGGAAACACCCUAUGAAGAAAAUAAAUGUUGGAAAACAUCAAUAGUUCGAACUUAUUUGGCAUCAGAAGUACCCCAUGAGAGUAACCAUGGGGAUUUACCUUUUAAAAUUAAUAUCUAUAAUUUUUUUUCAUACUCAAUUUUUCAAACCAUUUCAAAUCUUACUCCAAAAUAUGAAAGUGCCUAAACUGGUCAUUUUCCCUCAAAUUCUUAUCUCAGCACCAUGUAAUUAUUAACUCAUCUCACUUUUAUGUUUCCUCUUGUUGAUCUAUAUAUUCUUAUUUAAGUUAGCCUUAUGUUUUGGGACCCUUUUUUCUACUAACUUGAUCCUAAAUAUCUCUGCUUGCUCUCAUUAUUUAGUUAUAUAAAUUUAAUACUUUAUAAUAACUGAAAUAUAUCUUUUUGUUUGAAAAGAUUGCUUUUAUUUUUCCUU